Messenger RNA from Betta splendens (Siamese fighting fish), 2376 nucleotides. It is a transcript of the gene fscn2b, whose product is annotated as fascin actin-bundling protein 2b, retinal. Gene Ontology annotation, molecular function: protein-macromolecule adaptor activity; actin filament binding. NCBI's taxonomy places the organism in Eukaryota, Metazoa, Chordata, Actinopteri, Anabantiformes, Osphronemidae. Gene Ontology annotation, cellular component: cytoplasm; actin cytoskeleton. Gene Ontology annotation, biological process: actin filament bundle assembly; establishment or maintenance of cell polarity; cell migration. The transcript has 7 exons. The coding region runs from base 603 to 2084 and encodes 493 amino acids. The record is from RefSeq and is a predicted model, not a curated record.
AGAGAAAUGGAGUGAUAGGCUAGGAGGAACAUGCUACACAGAGAGGUUUAGAAUUACAGCAGCCAGCAUCCUUGCUGCUAGGUGCAUUUCUAAUGUUAAUAUACGAUAGGCUUUGAAAGACAGCUAAGAAGGUUCUUACUCAGUAAUCAAAUUGGUGGGUCUACCAAAUGAGAAACAAGGACUACAAGCAAAUGAGAUCGCUGAUGUUCAAAGACCUUGGGCAGAAAAAGGAGGGGCAAAUACUAAACUCCAGGGAGGUCUUGCAAGGGAGGAAGUGACAGAACUUUUGGGGUGAAUACCAAGUCAAGCAAGAAGACAGAACUGCUCCACAGGAGAGUCGCCACACGACUACAUACUCAUUCAGGAUCAAAAUUACUCUACUGAGAAACAGAAGUGAUAUUGCAUUGAAGAGAACUCAAGAUCGACUCACCUCAAACCUGAAUAGGACGGAGAAAAAAGGUAGUGGUAAACCUGAUCAAUAGUAGGUGACAGGCAGCAAGAGAAAAGGAAAAGAGGACACAGGAACAGAAGCCACUUCAUUGCGGGAACUGGAACUGGAGCCUUUGAAACUUAAGAGUGGAAGCCACUAUAACACAGUGAAGAUGCCUGCUAAUGGAAGCUGUCCCUUAAAGCUGCAGUUUGGUCUAAUUAAUCAUGAGGGUUGCUACCUCACUGCCGAGGCUUUUGGCUUUAAGGUAAAUGCAUCAGCUCCAAGCCUAAAGAAGAAGCAGAUAUGGACUCUAGAGCAUGACUCCAAAGAUGCCCAAAUAGUCUAUUUGCGCAGCCACCUACGGCGGUACUUGGCCUCCGACAAGGAUGGAAAGGUCACCUGUGAGUCAGAUGGACAGAAUUCAGAUUGUCGCUUCCUCAUUGUGCCUCAGUCAGAUGGCCGUUGGGCCCUACAGUCUGAGCAGCAUCUCCGUUUCUUCGGUGGCUCUCAGGACUAUCUUUCCUGCUUUGCCCAGGUAAUCACAGAUUCUGAGCUAUGGGCAGUGCACCUGGCACUGCACCCACAGGCCAACCUGCUGUCUGUGGCUCGCAAGCGGUAUGCCCACCUCUCAAUGGAGGAUGGAGAGAUUUCUGUGGAUCUAAACAUUCCCUGGGGCGUGGUAGCAUUAUUGACCCUCACAUACCAAAGUGGGAAGUACUGUCUAAAGACUUGCGACAGUCGCUUCCUCAGCAGUGAUGGUAAACUCUUAACACAGAGAGGGAAGGCCACAGCCUACACCCUGGAGCUGAAGAGUGGUAAAUUAGCCUUUAAGGACUUUGAGGGGAAGUACUUGUGCCCCAUGGGACCAACGGGGACCCUGAGGUCUGGACGCUGCCCUAAGCCAGGCAAAGAUGAGCUUUUUGACCUAGAGGAGAGCCACCCACAGGUGGUUUUUAUGGCAGCCAAUGGGCGAUACGUCUCCAUCAGACAAGGUGUUAGUCUUGCAGCCAAUCAGGAAGAUGAGACAGACAUGGAAACGUUUCAGAUGGAGAUAGACAAGGAAACCAGGAAGUGUGCUUUCCGCACCAGUCAGGGGAAUUACUGGACCCUGGUGUCCCACGGAGCCAUCCAGAGUACUGCCACUGAAGUAUCAUCAAACACCCUGUUUGGGAUAGAGUGGCUUGGUCACAAAGUAGCAAUAAAAGCAAACAAUGGAAAAUUUAUUUGCACUAAGAAGAACGGCCAGCUGGUGGCUGUGUGUGACUCUACUGGUGAGAAUGAGCAGUUUACUCUGAAGCUAAUCAACCGACCAAUUCUGAUCCUGAGAGGGGAGAACGGUUUCAUCUGCCACCACAAGAAUUCCAACACACUGGAUGCCAGCAGAUCGACCUAUGACAUUUUCACACUGCAAUUCAGUAAUGGAGCCUACCAUAUUCAAGGUCAGGCAGGUGUAGAUGGCCAUUUCUGGUAUGUAAACAGUGCUGGAUUGGUCUGUUCUGAUGGUGAGGUCCCUGAAGAUUUCACUCUGGAACUCUUGGAGCAUCGUCGUCUCGCCAUCCGAGCCAAGAAUGGAAGAUAUCUGCGUGGAGACCAGGGAGGCACCCUUAAGGGAGAUGGACUCAGUGUGAGCAGUUCAGCUCUCUGGGAGUAUUAAUCCAAUCCAACACUGGUUCGGACCUGAAUAUUAACUAUCAUGCUUCUCACUACUAGGAGGGUGAUCUACCACCAGUAACUACUUUAGCAUUAAUACUUAAGCUAAUAGCAUUUCAAGCUAUUUCCUUCCAUUUGCAAAAUAAACUGCAGCAGAGGAACCACAGACUAGCUGUGACAAACAAAACACAUGCAAGUGUCAUUUAUUUACUAAGUACAACAAUGUAACAUGAACACAUUAUCACUAAGAGUGAGGUGUGCAAAGCUAUAAUAAUAAUAUAAACCUGUAAUCUUCA